Molecule: messenger RNA, 2084 nt
Organism: Colletotrichum destructivum
Lineage: Eukaryota; Fungi; Ascomycota; Sordariomycetes; Glomerellales; Glomerellaceae
Product: Putative ER lumen protein retaining receptor
Exons: 4
Coding region: 339-1370 (343 amino acids)
Biological process (GO): protein retention in ER lumen; endoplasmic reticulum to Golgi vesicle-mediated transport
Cellular component (GO): endoplasmic reticulum; cis-Golgi network; membrane
Molecular function (GO): ER lumen protein retrieval receptor activity
Source: RefSeq, a predicted model, not a curated record
AAUCUCUCGAGGUACCACGGGAACCGACAAGCUUCACACCUCCGCAUUCCACCUCGAAUGGCCUUCAAUCCCGACUGUUGCUCAAGUCGUGCAUCCAUCCUACCUCUUUCUAAGCUUCAGUAACAGAAACUCGAUCACACCAGAGCCCAAUCAUCCGAACCGACCUCCCUCUAGUGGGCUAGCUUGCCACCUCGUGUGAUGUGAAACGGAGCGGCCGUUGCUCCCGUUCGUUGCUGUUUGUUUGCGUGUCGCAAACGCAUCUACCGAGCCCGCCCACCAUCGCACCUUUUCGAUAGAACGGAACCUGCUGGGAGCAGCUCGACUUGCAAUCCGGCACCAUGACUGCGUGGAACUUGUUCCGGUACAUGGGAGACAUCUCCCACCUCCUGUCGAAAUGCAUCCUGAUGUUUGCGAUACACCGCAACAGAAGCGCUGAGGGUGUGUCCCUCAUCACCCAGGGCUUGUACGCCAUCGUCUUCUGCACGCGCUACCUCGACUUAUUCUCCCAACAAACGCCAUGGAACCUCAUCUUCAAGCUCUUCUACAUAUCGUCGUCGUUCUACAUCAUUGGGGCAAUGCAGUGGAUUUUCCCCCGCACCAGAGAGCGUGAGAUUUCCUGGAAGGUCGGCGCCGGCGUCUUUGCCGGCUCGCUGCUCUUGUCCCCCUUCGUUAUGAUGAUCUUCGAGGAUUGGUGGGGUUUCAAAGUCUGGCUUUGGGUCUUUUCCCAGAUCCUCGAGUCCACCUGCAUCCUGCCCCAGCUCCUCCUCUUACGCCAGACGACUGUGCCGACCGUCAUCGACUCCUUCUACCUUGUCACACUCGGUUCCUACCGUGCCUUCUACCUCCUCGGGUGGAUCACCCGGGAGCUCGACAUCAAUGACAAGGACCCCAAUACGGUCUCGGUCAUCUUCGGCAUUGUCCAGACAGCCCUGUACCUUGACUUUGCUUGGGUCUACUAUACUCGCCAGCGCGUCAAGCUCCGCAACGGCGGCAUUGUCGACGCCGACGACCUGCGCCGCGGCUGGUUGCUCAACAGGAUCUUUGGCAAGCGCAUCGAUGUGCAAUCUGACGACGAGGAGAGCGCACCGGCGCUCGGUGAUGAUGAUGGCCAGACUCGCCGCGGCGGUCGGCCCAAAUGGGGUGCUCGCGGCAUCUCCGUGAGUGCCGACGAGGGCGUCCUGGACACCGACAGGGAUAACCAGCGCCAGGCCGAGGAGCUCGACGGUGUUGUCGACCCCGAUGCUAAGAUGAAAGACCCGGAUGAGCUUGCUCGCGUGUUGGAUGACGACGACGAUGAUGACCCAAACCGGGCAUCCAGUAGCAGUGGCACGCCCAAUGGAAUCGACAACGGUUCGGAGUGGCGCAACUAGACGUUGGACCAGGAGACAUGAGUUCGAAGGGUAGACACUUCUGCGCCGCUGAGUCGGAUUGGGGGGUAGCUCUGAGAUGACACCUCGGGACGAUGUGCCUGAGUGGUUGGUUACACAUGAUCGGCUAUGAAUGGAUAAAGGGGAAUGCAUGUAUGCAACAUGAUUCUUUUUAGUGCAAGUGUACAGUCUGAGAUCAAAUGACGUCUCGGCGGAGUUUGGACAAAGCUGUUGUAAAGAGGUAUAGGAUAGUUUGUUGUACGUGUUUAUGAGAGAAUCAAUACAGAAAAGGUUUCAUGUCAUUUAUAUGUAAAUGAUUCUGCGGAGAGGUGCCUCGCCGUAUAUGUACUGUGCGUCCUGUGCUGUAUAUAUGCUUGCAACAGUCACGCGAGACUGGUUGAUCCCAAGUGUAUGAACUUGGCUACACCGAACCAGCCCAAGGUUGCUGCUCUGCUCUUCGUGAAGAACAUGUCGUUUGCCUUCUCUAAUCGUCGCCAGACUGGCGGGGCCCAACACUGUAUGGCUCGAUCCUUCAAGCCCGCUCGCCGUCGCAUCUAGGUGCGUAACCUGUAAGCUCUAGAAGCCGCCUGUAAAGCAAACAAAAAGAAGCCCCCCCCCCCUCUUUACAUUAGCUAUGGGGGAUGAUCUUUAAGAGGCACCAGUCCCCCGAAUGAUGUGUAUUUACAACGCUUCGCUCGUGUUCUUGCUGCGCUGCUC